Laccaria bicolor S238N-H82 is the source of this 606-nucleotide messenger RNA. RefSeq lists its product as uncharacterized. The record is from RefSeq and is a predicted model, not a curated record. The annotation marks the transcript as partial. Lineage: Eukaryota; Fungi; Basidiomycota; Agaricomycetes; Agaricales; Hydnangiaceae. The transcript has 5 exons. Gene Ontology annotation, biological process: protein phosphorylation. Gene Ontology annotation, molecular function: protein serine/threonine kinase activity; ATP binding. Gene Ontology annotation, cellular component: nucleus; EKC/KEOPS complex; cytosol.
UUACUGAAGUAUCGUUUCAAGAAACAGUACAGACAUCCAUCACUAGAUGCUUUGUUGACUCGGUCCCGUGUCGCGGGAGAGGCCAGGGCGCUGAUAAAAUGUCUCAGGUCCGGGGUAAACGUUCCUGGGGUGCGGAUGGUAGACGCUUCCGAGGGUAUUUUGGGGAUAGAGUGGAUCGAUGGCAAAAGUGUCAGGAACCUUCUCCCGGGAGUGUUCGCAGCUUGGUUUCCAUUCACCUCGGAGCCCCUAGACACAUUGAUGAGCCUCAUUGGCAUAGAAAUUGCCAAAAUACAUCUGGCUGAUGUAGUUCACGGCGAUUUGACGACCUCCAAUAUGAUGCUCCGACUACCAAAGCCUAAUCAAUCCACGACCGAGCUCGUUUUGAUUGAUUUUGGGCUUUCCUAUAUAUCAACGUUGGUGGAGGACAAGGCAGUAGACCUGUACGUGCUUGAACGGGCCUUUGCCUCUACGCAUCCAGAUUCGGAGCCUCUUUUUGCUUCUGUGCUCACCGCGUAUGGAACACGACUAGGCUCUGAGUGGAACGCUAUUAGUCGGCGUCUUGAUGAUGUCCGUUUACGUGGCCGAAAACGUAGUAUGGUGGGUUGA